AUGACUACCACCGAUGCACCCAGCACCACCGUGGCGGCACCCAGUACCACCACGGCUGCACCUAGCACCACCAAGGCUCCUAUCAUCACCACAAAGGCUCCUAGUAUCACUACCAAUGCUCCUAGUAUGACCACCCAGGCUCCUAGCGUCACCACCAAGGCUCCUAGCAUCACUACCAAGGCUCCUUGCACCACCAAGGUUCCCAGUAUCACCACCAAGGCUCCCAGUAUCACCACAAAGGCACCUAGUAUCACUACCAAGACUCCUUGCACCACCAAGGCUCCCAGUAUCACUACCAAGGCUCCUUGCACCACGACCAAGGUUCCCAGUAUCACCACCAAGGCUCCCAGUAUCACCACAAAGGCACCUAGUAUCACUACCAAGACUCCUUGCACCACCAAGGCUCCCAGUAUCACUACCAAGGCUCCUUGCACCACGACCAAGGCUCCUAGUAUGACCACCCAGGCUCCUAGCGUCACCUCCAAGGCUCCUAGCAUCACUACCAAGGCUCCUUGCACCACCAAGGUUCCCAGUAUCACCACCAAGGCUCCCAGUAUCACCACCAAGGCUCCCAGUAUCACCACCAAGGCUCCUAGCAUCACCACAAAGGCACCUAGUAUCACUACCAAGGCUCCUUGCACCACCAAGGCUCCUUGCACCACCAAGUCCCCUUGCACCACCAAGGCUCCUUGCACCACCAAGGCUCCUUGCACCACCAAGGCGCCUUGCUCCACCAAGCCCCCUUGCACCACCAAGGCUCCUUGUAAAACGACUGUGAAGCCUUGUACGACUAAAUCAAUUCGACCACGUCCAUCGACGACGAAAUUUUUGCGCACGACUACAGGCACAGGUUCCUAA
Molecule: messenger RNA, 858 nt
Organism: Aphanomyces astaci
Lineage: Eukaryota; Oomycota; Saprolegniomycetes; Saprolegniales; Verrucalvaceae
Exons: 1
Coding region: 1-858 (285 amino acids)
Source: RefSeq, a predicted model, not a curated record